This is a messenger RNA of Closterium sp. Naga37s-1, 2997 nucleotides long. The record is from the annotation of a GenBank genome assembly. Lineage: Eukaryota; Viridiplantae; Streptophyta; Zygnematophyceae; Desmidiales; Closteriaceae.
AUGCUUGAAAAUACGUCGUGGGAAACUAAGUUAGACGAUCGCGAUGAGACAGGCAAACAGCCAGCCUCGGAGAAGAACACCAGACCCAGUCAAUGGGACGUGACUGUACGCGCCAAUGAGCACCUUGAUGAGCAAGAGGUGAGAGAGGUGAGUGAUGAUGAGCAAGAGGUGAGAGAGGUGAGUGAUGAUGAGCAAGAGGUGAGAGAGGUGAGUGAUGAUGAGCAAGAGGUGAGAGAGGUGAGUGAUGAUGAGCAAGAGGUGAGAGAGGUGAGUGAUGAUGAGCAAGAGGUGAGAGAGGUGAGUGAUGAUGAGCAAGAGGAGAGAGAGGUGAGUGAUGAUGAGCAAGAGGAGAGAGAGGUGAGUGAUGAUGAGCAAGAGGUGAGAGAGGUGAGUGAUGAUGAGCAAGAGGAGAGAGAGGUGAGUGAUGAUGAGCAAGAGGUGAGAGAGGUGAGUGAUGAUGAGCAAGAGGUGAGAGAGGUGAGUGAUGAUGAGCAAGAGGAGAGAGAGGUGAGUGAUGAUGAGCAAGAGGUGAGAGAGGUGAGUGAUGAUGAGCAAGAGGUGAGAGAGGUGAGUGAUGAUGAGCAAGAGGAGAGAGAGGUGAGUGAUGAUGAGCAAGAGGAGAGAGAGGUGAGUGAUGAUGAGCAAGAGGUGAGAGAGGUGAGUGAUGAUGAGCAAGAGGAGAGAGAGGUGAGUGAUGAUGAGCAAGAGGAGAGAGAGGUGAGUGAUGAUGAGCAAGAGGAGAGAGAGGUGAGUGAUGAUGAGCAAGAGGUGAGAGAGGUGAGUGAUGAUGAGCAAGAGGAGAGAGAGGUGAGUGAUGAUGAGCAAGAGGUGAGAGAGGUGAGUGAUGAUGAGCAAGAGGUGAGAGAGGUGAGUGAUGAUGAGCAAGAGGAGAGAGAGGUGAGUGAUGAUGAGCAAGAGGAGAGAGAGGUGAGUGAUGAUGAGCAAGAGGUUAGAGAGGUGAGUGAUGAUGAGCAAGAGGAGAGAGAGGUGAGUGAUGAUGAGCAAGAGGUGAGAGAGGUGAGUGAUGAUGAGCAAGAGGUGAGAGAGGUGAGUGAUGAUGAGCAAGAGGAGAGAGAGGUGAGUGAUGAUGAGCAAGAGGAGAGAGAGGUGAGUGAUGAUGAGCAAGAGGUGAGAGAGGUGAGUGAUGAUGAGCAAGAGGUGAGAGAGGUGAGUGAUGAUGAGCAAGAGGUGAGAGAGGUGAGUGAUGAUGAGCAAGAGGAGAGAGAGGUGAGUGAUGAUGAGCAAGAGGAGAGAGAGGUGAGUGAUGAUGAGCAAGAGGUGAGAGAGGUGAGUGAUGAUGAGCAAGAGGUGAGAGAGGUGAGUGAUGAUGAGCAAGAGGAGAGAGAGGUGAGUGAUGAUGAGCAAGAGGUGAGAGAGGUGAGUGAUGAUGAGCAAGAGGUGAGAGAGGUGAGUGAUGAUGAGCAAGAGGAGAGAGAGGUGAGUGAUGAUGAGCAAGAGGAGAGAGAGGUGAGUGAUGAUGAGCAAGAGGUGAGAGAGGUGAGUGAUGAUGAGCAAGAGGUGAGAGAGGUGAGUGAUGAUGAGCAAGAGGUGAGAGAGGUGAGUGAUGAUGAGCAAGAGGUGAGAGAGGUGAGUGAUGAUGAGCAAGAGGUGAGAGCGGUGAGUGAUGAUGAGCAAGAGGUGAGAGCGGUGAGUGAUGAUGAGCAAGAGGUGAGAGCGGUGAGUGAUGAUGAGCAAGAGGUGAGAGAGGUGAGUGAUGAUGAGCAAGAGGUGAGAGAGGUGAGUGAUGAUGAGCAAGAGGUGAGAGAGGUGAGUGAUGAUGAGCAAGAGGUGAGAGAGGUGAGUGAUGAUGAGCAAGAGGUGAGAGCGGUGAGUGAUGAUGAGCAAGAGGUGAGAGAGGUGAGUGAUGAUGAGCAAGAGGUGAGAGCGGUGAGUGAUGAUGAGCAAGAGGUGAGAGCGGUGAGUGAUGAUGAGCAGGAGGUGAGAGAGGUGAGUGGUGAUGAGCAAGAGGUGAGAGAGGUGAGUGAUGAUGAGCAAGAGGUGAGAGAGGUGAGUGAUGAUGAGCAAGAGGUGAGAGCGGUGAGUGAUGAUGAGCAAGAGGUGAGAGCGGUGAGUGAUGAUGAGCAAGAGGUGAGAGAGGUGAGUGAUGAUGAGCAAGAGGUGAGAGAGGUGAGUGGUGAUGAGCAAGAGGUGAGAGAGGUGAGUGAUGAUGAGCAAGAGGUGAGAGAGGUGAGUGAUGAUGAGCAAGAGGUGAGAGAGGUGAGUGAUGAUGAGCAAGAGGUGAGAGCGGUGAGUGAUGAUGAGCAAGAGGUGAGAGCGGUGAGUGAUGAUGAGCAAGAGGUGAGAGAGGUGAGUGAUGAUGAGCAAGAGGUGAGAGAGGUGAGUGAUGAUGAGCAAGACGUGAGAGCGGUGAGUGAUGAUGAGCAAGAGGUGAGAGCGGUGAGUGAUGAUGAGCAAGAGGUGAGAGAGGUGAGUGAUGAUGAGCAAGAGGUGAGAGAGGUGAGUGAUGAUGAGCAAGAGGUGAGAGAGGUGAGCGAUGAUGAGCAAGAGGUGAGAGAGGUGAGCGAUGAUGAGCAAGAGGUGAGAGAGGUGAGCGAUGAUGAGCAAGAGGUGAGAGAGGUGAGCGAUGAUGAGCAAGAGGUGAGAGAGGUGAGCGAUGAUGAGCAAGAGGUGAGAGAGGUGAGCGAUGAUGAGCAAGAGGUGAGAGAGGUGAGCGAUGAUGAGCAAGAGGUGAGAGAGGUGAGCGAUGAUGAGCAAGAGGUGAGAGAGGUGAGCGAUGAUGAGCAAGAGGUGAGAGAGGUGAGCGAUGAUGAGCAAGAGGUGAGACGCCGUGAUGGUGUGACGUCCAUAGACGGAAGGGGGGAACGGGACGGCGUGAUGGGGGAGGGUCGGUCGGGGGGUGAGGGAGGGGCAGGGGUACUUGGUACAAGGGCGGGCAGGCAGGCAGGCAGGCCGGCAGGAAGGGUGGCAGACAGGCAGGCUGGGUGGCAAGCUAAAGGAGAAGAGGUGGGAAAUGAACUAGUGGUGGCGUUGAAAUGA